Messenger RNA from Lymnaea stagnalis (great pond snail), 17502 nucleotides. The record is from the annotation of a GenBank genome assembly. Lineage: Eukaryota; Metazoa; Mollusca; Gastropoda; Lymnaeidae.
CGACUAUUUCCCCUCUGAUCGAUUGUCUAUCCUUCCAUUAAUAGUCAGAAACAAAGUGAAAGCAACGUAGUUGAUUCAAAUAAUAUUAUUUAAAAUAUGUUUAAGAAGCGAUAACCUUCACCAUUCAUCAACAAUGGAGUAUGUACUUAGGCUGACAUGUCUAUAGACGACUUAGACCUCAAGAAUGGUCCAGACUUAUCAAUCACCCGUAAGGGUGUACAAGCACCCAUUCGAACUUGUCAUGGCAGUAUGUUACUUUAACUUUUCUCAGUAGCUUAGUUUUGUUUUGUUUUUCUCAAAGAAAUGCUUUUGGCCAUAGUUUUUAUCAGUUAUACAAAGGAUUUGGUUACAGUUAUUAUUAUAGUCUAAGAAUCUCUGACUAAUUAAAGUCUAUGGCAGUAAAUAGUAAAUCUAGACUUACCCACUAAUUAACAACAAUAGUAAUAAUAAGUAGACUAAGUAAUGCUAAACCCACUUGCACUGACCAGAUCACUUAAGUUGACUCACUCAUUGAAUGAUUGUAUGGACUCAAGCCAAAUACAGUAAUAUUUGGCUAACUUGGUCUUGACGGUCUACAAUUCCUUUUCCAAGAUUUAGUUUCAAGCUGCUUGUCACUCUGGCCUUCAAUUUCAGGAUUCAAGGGGAAGCAUUGUCAUCAUUGACAUAUUUUAAAGAAGCUAUCAGUAUGAGUUGGGCUAGGCCCAGUGGCAUACCUUAAAGAAAUGAAACUUGUGGAAGCGCCCAAAAUUCCCCCCCCACCCCGUUUUUCCCCCCUGCUUACUUACAUACACACUACACAGAACUGUUUACUCUUACAGUUUUGGCGUACUGUGUACACUUUUGCGAUGUCUUUUACAAUUGUACGCCAAGACCCGAGGGAACUACGAUUUUAAGAGACUGAGUUGAAAAUAAAUACAUUUCCGUAGUAUUUUCUGAUAAAUAAAAAUAAAAUUUAUUAAAAAGUACUUCUUCGGUUAUUCGUUUUAAUUUGCAUUCGGCAAUUGCAUUCUACUUACCGCAGUGAAUGGAUCAAGAAAUGCGAUUGGUUGUGGACCAUCUAUAAUUAUAUUGCGUUUGCCCUGACGGGAUGAUAAUGUGGGGGGGGGGGUGGAGGGGGGGGGUGUCUUGGCAUAAAGUAUGUAAGUUAUUCCGUAAAUCAUCAGUAUUCAUCCUGAGAGUCCAAACAUAGCAUAUUUAUGGCAAUGGUUUGUAGGAAUUAUUGCCAUGGGGCCAUGUAUUUUCAUAAAUGAACUCGCUAGAUACACUCAAGUACUCGGUAGUAGAGGUAUUACAGUAAUAUUUAGUCUACUGUCUUCAAUGUGCUUGCGAAAUAUAUUUUUUUUGGACUACGCCAGUGGUUCUAAAAUUUUCAUUUCUCAGGGCCUAUGCCUAAUUAAUAUGUUCACCAGGCUCCCUAUGUUAAAUUCUAACAAAUAGCGCAUACCUAAACAAAAUAAAAUAAAGGGUUACGUAAAAAUAAAUAUAACAGGUAUGUUAUAUUCACUAAGUGCCAUCUACUAACUACAAACAGUAGUUCCUCAAGUGGGUUACUGUUUGCACCACAAUUGAAAGAUGUCACAUUGGAUUAAAAGUGGAAAUAAAUUAUGAAAAUUUCUAAAGAUUUUGCAACAUCGUGAGGAAGUCGUAGCAACCCAUAUAGAAAAAUGUGUACCCCAAGGGUGGACCGGUAAAAGGAAUAUUUUUAGUGCCCCUUGUCUUAGUGAAGUAAAUGGGAUUUUAUAGUUUUAUUCACUAUUACAGUCAUUUCUAAAGAUGGUUUUGGCGCCUUUUGCCCUUGGUCCCAUUCUCAUUGCCCUACCAGUGUUGUAUGACGUAAUUUUUUGACAAUUAUUUCUUACGGUUGAACCGCGGCUGUUGAGUGCGGAAACGGAGAAAACUAGCGAAUGCAUUCUUAACUAUUUUGCUCAGCAGUAUUAGAUUUUGAUAUAUUUUAUAGGACCUGGGGGAGCCUUUGAAAUCUCUUUAAGAUAACGCUAAACAGCUGUAUGAUUUUUAAUACCUCCUCUUCCUUUCACCCAUUUACAGCUUGUCGUAGUUAUCAGAAUGUAAUAAGUUAACGGGAAGUAGGCAUAAGGGAUAUUGAUUCUUAGUUAUUACAAAAAUAUAUAUUUUCCUCAAAAAUAAAUCUCAAGUGGCCUGGUAGGUUAUUUGAUUCAUUGUCACAAAUUUCUCAGAUAAAGUAGACAUUUAUCAAACAUUGUCAAAAAUUUGUGAGACAUCCCCCCCCCCCCUUUUUUUAUUUAAAAAGACUCAUGACGUCAUUAUAAUUUGUGAAUGGACCCUGAAAUGGCUAAUAGUAAAUUGACAUUUUUACAGAUUGUAUUUUUAAGUCUCUUAUCAUCGUUUUUUUUUUUAAAUGAAUAGGCCUACUUCUUUUUUCCAGGCUUACGAAAAGCGAUUUCCAACUUGUAAGAUGAUUCCGGUUUUCCUUGGCAGUGAUAUAAUUCAUGAAUUUAAAUCAGAAGAUGGUGCUGAGCACAAUGUAGAGAGGCGUUGCAAGCUCAAUGUUGAUGCCCCUUAUCUUUUGCGAAAGGUAAAUAUUUUUAAAAAUAUUUUUGUCAUUUUACCAUUUUUGUCAUCUUUCUUAUUAUAAUGUUAAUUACCACUCUAUUACAGUUUGUAUUCAAUAUCAGAAAGAUAUUGGGUAAUUCUGGCAGUUAGAUUUUUUUAGAAUAUCACUGCUCAGCAUGACUCCAGAAAGUUGAAGAAAGUGAAAUAUAUCAAAGUUUAAAAUGUAAAUAUUAUUAAGUUUUAAAAUUAAAAACCAGAAUUGUUCACAAAUCUUGUACUUCUACCAAAAUAUCUUUUGAAUUAAAAUAUUUUAAUUAUUACUUAUAAAGGCAGUUGCAUUAAUCAGUGGCAAUAUUAUACUAGUUAUGUAAGGAUAUAUAAAAGUAAUACUUGCUAUAUAGUUUGCACUAACUUAAGGUAGACUCUUUUGAAAAAGGCAAAGAUCUCAAAAAUUGGAUUGCAAUCUUUUUGGGGGGAAAAAAAUUUAAUGAAGUUAAUUUUAAUCAAACUGUGCAAAUAUCAGAAUACGCACAUUGCAUAGACUCUUUUGAAUUAACAAAAUAAGUUGAAAAAAUUUAAUUCACUAUUUUCAUAUUAGACAAGUUAUAUCAUGGAAAAGAAAAGCAUUAGUUAGGUCUGAGUGGAAGGAAUUAGUGAGGCAGGCCAAUGCCCUACAUGUGCUGUAGGGCCACAGGGAGUUAUAUUGGUAAAAUUAUUAUUUUGUUACAUUUUACUAACUCUUUAAAUUUAUAUUAUAUAUCAGUUCAAACUUGAAAAAAAAACUACUAUGUCUACACUAAAAAAAGCUAUUUCAAUUUAUCAAUAAGCAUUGUUUAUAAUUUAUGUUGUUUAUUUUCAGAUUGUUGGAGUUGACCAUGUGAUAUUCAUUCAGAAGAAUCACUUAAACCGCAGAGCAAGGACUUUGGAUAUUAUUGCACACAACGAGAGCUUUUCCUCAAGACUUACCAUCUAUGAACAUUGUCAUUAUUCGGUACUGGAUUUUAUUUUUGAAACAUUUCUUAAGUAUUUGUGUGUUUUUAAGAUUUUAAAGAUAUAUUUAUGUAAUUAAAAUUACAGGUAGUUCUUGAAUUAGCAUUAGUUGUUUAAAAAAGCUUAAUAAUUAAAGAAAAAUAAUUUAUUUUGUAUUUAUAUGUUAACAAUAUGCCAAAUUCAGUGCCAACAGCAUUAUACUAUGAUAAUUUAAAUGAUUAAUAAAAGAAGCUAAACAUUGUUUUGACAAUAUAUAAAAAUGGGGGGUGAAAUCUGUUUGUAACAUCAUUCAGUAAACAAUGCACUAAUCAAUGUUGUGUUGGUGUAGAUACCAGUGUACUAAGUCAUAUAAAUGAAUGCAUUUAGUACUCAUUUUACUGACACUAUUAUCUGAAAGCCCUACCAUCUGUCUGAAAUGAAUGUUUAAAGUGACAUGUGGAAAUAAUGAACUUUGAUGAAAAGAUGGAUGAAUGACAUUUGAAUACAUUUUUGUUAUUAUCCAUACUAUUAUAGUUAAUUGAUGUCUUAUUAAAAUUAACUAUUAUAAUACCUUUUUCACCUAAUUUUUUUUUAAGUCAGUUUAUUUUACAUUGGUAUUCUAAAAAAAAAAAAGGGAUCAUGCUUUUAAAGCAUAUUUCAUGUGUAAAGAUGUUUUCACUAUUGUUUAAAAAUGUUAAACUAGUUUUAUUUAGUUCAUUUAAUUAAAUUAAUAUUUGUAACUGGGUUUAUUGAAAUGCAAUUUCUUUCAUUCAUAUGUCAAUUUAUCAGGUCCAUCCAGAAAAUCCUAAUUGGACUUGCUUUGAGCAGGAUGCUAGCUUGGAUAUUAAACAUUUUUUUGGCUUUGAAAGUACAGUGGAAAAGAUUGCAAUGAAGCAAUAUACAUCCAAUGUGAAAAAAGUGAGACAUUUGAAGAUUGCCUUAACUGUAUAUAAUGAUUUAAUGUUAAAACGAACAAGUUAUUUUAUUUCCAUAUAUAACUUCUAUAUAAUCUUUCUAUGACUUUGUUGGUUUCAGGGAAAAGAGGUGAUUGAGUACUACAUCAAUGAACUGAUUACUGAAGGUGUAACUCAUAUUCUACCCUGGGAUGGCCCUCCAGCUCUAAAAAAAUCUGAAAAAGAAGACAAUCCAAGUCAGGACAGUGGGCUUAGGAGUCGGUCUGAUAGUGUAGGAAGUCAACAAAGCCAACACAGCUUAGUUCUUGGUGCUACAGCUGCAUCCAUCCACAGGAAAUCCCUAACUCCACCUGAGGGUAUUUAAUGUUUACAACUAGAGAUUUAUAUAAGCAGAGCAUUUAAUGGUGAUACAGAGACUAUUUCUUUAAGAUUAUUUUCAGUUAUGAUAUAAUACUUUUCAAGAAAUAUCCUUUAUUUUUUUUCAAUUUAGAUUACAUACAGAGUUCCUUUAACUACCAUUUAAAUUCGUUGAAAAUUAUUAUGUUAAUAUUUAUCUUGGGCACAUACCCAAUCAUUUAAGAAUAAUAAAUUUAUUAAUUUUUAUUAUGAAUAUCUAUUAUUUAAGCAGCACCUUUCUUUUAUUGCCCUUUCCUUUUUUUAAAAAUACUAAUAUGAUGUAAUUAACUAACAAUUUCAACCAACAAGCAGCAAAGCUUUAAUUAAAAUCAAAUGAAUGUUUAAUUUUUAUCAAAUUACAUAUUGAGAGCAAUAAAAAAAUUGUAAACAUUUUACUUUUUUCAUAAUAUAAUUUUGUUGAAAUAUUGAUUCUACGUUUGUGUUUAAAAACAAGAUUGGUUCAACUUUUUGUGGUUUUUAACCUUGUUGUUACUAGAUUGGUUGAUAAUUGAACAUUUUUGAUUCGCUUUGUCAGAUAAGAUUGUUUCAACACUUGUGUUUAACUUUUUAAUACUGGAUUGGUAUGAAAUUCAGUGUUUAAAAUUUUUUUUAUACCUAAGUUCACCUUACAAAAAAAUUAUUUCAACAAUUUCCUAAUUAUCUCUAGCUCUUGCACUGUUGUUAGCCUUUUAUUAUCAGAACUGGUUCAUGUUGCCAACCAAAUUAUAGUAAUAAAGCUCUUAUUAUUCAUCUCCUAAUCCUCUUUUCUACUGAUGUUCUUUAAAAAAUCAUUGUUUUAAUUUACAUUUUUCCAGUUGUCCUGUCAUCAGAGAGUGGAAGUGCCCCUAAAACUGAACCUGGGAUAGACAAGAUUGAUGAUGAUUAUAUUGCCAGAUUUUUGGGUCAUCUUACUACUGUGGAAGAAAGCCAGCUUGUACAGUUAAGAAUGUGGCUUCAAAAAACACACAAGGGCAAGGUGAGAAUUUUCUCAUUUAAAUUUUUAGACUAAGUUCUUGUAAUUCACAUAACAUCAAACUACACCUCCCUUAGAGCAGAUCCAUACUAAUGAUUCACCUUUCUAUUUAUUAACUUAAUAAAACUUGUUGGUUUGAGCUAAUGCAAUAGUUAUAAGCCUUGUCCUAGUUUAUUACUGACAAAAAAAAAAAAAAAAAAGAGUCCUUUUUUUAAAAAAAUGCUAGAUUUUAAUAUUUUUUUUAUUUCUUUAGAUAUUUAUAGACAUAUAGUAAAAUAACAAAAUAUUUUUUAAAGCUAUUUAAAGAAAUAAAAUCUUUAAAGCUUACCUGAAAAUUGUUAGACCCCCAAACCCUAACAUCAACUAUCUUUAGAUUUAACCCUUACAGUACCGGGCCUGUCUUUUUGCAGUGACCUACUUUUUUUCCCUGUGGCCCAAGCGCGUCUUUUUUCACCAGCCGAUUUUUUUUCCCUGUGGCCCAAGGGCGUCUAUUUGUCACAUAGAGGGGUAUCUAAUUUAAACACAAAAACGAGGAUAUAACCUUUCACCAUAGUCUCGGGUAGAAUGUUUAUUCCUUAGGGGAAUAGUCAAAUUUUAAUUUGCUUUUUAAAUUAUGAAAAUUGACCAAUUACUGAGUUUUUUGUGCUGAUCUGUAUUUGUUGUUUCCAUGACGCUAUCUAACGCUAUUGUUGUUGACGCCUUACACCCACUUCAUGAAACCUUUUUUUCUGAAACUUUUAUUGAGCUUAAAUUGGGUUUAGAUGAUUCUGAUGCUGAUAAGGAAGAGGGGGGUAAAAUUGUUGAAGGAAAUAGGCCUACAAUAGCUCAAAAUUUACGCUUAAGGGAGCCUGUAGGUUUGACAGGUUUUAGACCAGUGUCAAUGUAGAUAUUGAUUUAGUAAGAUCAACUGGACACUGUGCCAGCCACACAAUCCUCUAGCGUGCCAUUGCCAAUGAAAAGUUUAAACAAAACACAUUAGUAUUUUUAACACCCUUAUCCAUUUCUGAACAGAUAAUUCUGUACAUGUUAUUAUCCAUUGUUUAAAACAAAAAAGUUACAAAAUAAUUUGCAAACCUAUCAAAUUUUGGCUCAUUUCAAAAUAAUGUCUCGGCCACAGGGAAUAGUUAGCAAAAUAAUAGCUGGUACUGAGGCUAUAAAAAGCAAAAAAGUAGGUUGGUACAUGGUAAACUUUUAUACUUAUGAAAAUAAACAUCUCUAAAUGAUCCAUUCUUAAUAUUAAAUUAAACUGUAGAAAAUGUCCAUAGCACCUUCCUCCACCUGGAUGGGGUUUAAAACUUGCAGAACUAAAACUUCAGUAAAGAAAUACGCUUAUGCCUGAAAUAAUUUGGACUAUUUUAAAUAUUUUUUUAAUGAGCUUUUAACCAGGGAUUGCUGUGGUACAUUAUUUGAAAUUCACACGACACAUAUUAUUUUAAGGUUAUCAAUUAAUUAUUUUAAUUUACAGAUACCAAAAGAUGCUCACAUUCUGAGAUUUUUGAAAGCUAGAGAGUUUAAUGUUGAAAAGGCCCGUGAAAUGUUGGUGCACUCCCUUGCUUGGAGAAAACUGCACAACAUUGAUCGAAUUCUCGAUGGAUACAAACCGCCAGAGGUAUUGGAAAAAUAUUAUCCUGGAGGUUGGCACUACUGUGACAAAGGUAAGCUAUAAUUAAUUGAAUUCAUGGGGGGAAGUGGUAAUUUUAGCAGCUUUAAGACUAUCAUAUUAAUAAAUUUUGGUUGCAUGUUUCAGAGGGAAGGCCAUUAUACAUUAUCAAACUGGGUCAGAUGGAUGUUAAAGGUUUGAUGAGAUCUGAAGGAGAAGAAGCUGUACUGAGACAUGUAAGUCAAGAGCAUUACAAUAGGGCAAACAUAAGUAUUGUUAAUGGGUGGUGUGAACCUGUAGGCCUGCUUAAAUAAACAUAAUACAUUGUCAAUAUAGGGAACAAAUCAAUUUCUGGUGCACUAAACUCUGGUUUAAAAAAGCUUUAUCAGUAGAUCUAUUUCUAAUCCUUUAGAUUUAGAUCUAUUCUUUAUUUAUAUUGUCUCUUUUACUACGGAGCAUAGGUUCUAGCAGUCAAUGAAGAAGGAUUGAAAAGAGCAGAGGAAGCUACUCAGAAGCGUGGAUAUCCUGUUAGGUAGGACACAAGUCUUUGUCAUUUUCUUGUAAGCGUAUAUUUUUUUAUUGAUCAAUAAAUACCUUUACUUCAUUCAAGCUAUUCAAAGUUUGUAUUCUGUUAUUUAUUUUUUUCAUUUUCCUCAUUCAGUGCCUGCACAUGUAUUGUUGAUCUUGAAGGCCUCAGUAUGAGGCAUCUCUGGCGACCUGGAAUUCGGGCCCUACUGAGGAUUAUUGAAACUGUUGAAGCAAACUAUCCAGAGACAAUGGGCCGGCUGCUCAUUGUUCGAGCCCCUCGUGUUUUUCCUGUACUGUGGACACUUGUCAGUCCUUUCAUUGAUGAGAAUACUCGCAAUAAGUUCAUGAUCUAUGGUGGAAAAGAUUACCUUGGUCCUGGUGGCCUUGUGGAGUUCAUGGAAAAGCAAUACAUUCCUGAUUUCCUUGGAGGGGACUGUUAUGUAAGCUACUUGAUUGUAAUUAAGUUUUGCGUUCUUGGUGUCAGGAAAUUAAUGGUACGACUCGUUUACUUUUAUUACUAAAUGUCAUUGGUAAAUUUCGGUUCACGAUGGAUUUUUAUUAAAGUCUACAUUAGGUUUCAAAGAUAGCUUUACAGUAUACCUGGGUAAAAAAAUUGAUGGAAACAAUUUACAUGAAAUUCAUGGACACCUUGACAUAAUUAGGAAUAAAUACAAUUUAGCUACAAACCUUGACCAGGGUAGCUGAAAGGUCCAGAUGUUACUACUUAACUAAAUAGGAAUCUAUAAGAAAUUCAUGGUGAUAAAGACAGUUUUAAAAUUUGGACAUCUAUUUUUAAAAAAAAUAUCAUCCUUUGAUUUAUAAAAGAAUUUACAUUAGAGUAUAAAAAUGUGUCAGAAUGAAACACUGGACUUGCUUUGUGAUUUAUUUUCAUAUACAUUUAUUUCUUAUCAGAAAGUGAAUUAUUUUGCAUUGGUGUAAUAAAACCUGUUUAAUAACAGUGUGAUGUCCCUGAAGGGGGGCUGGUACCCAAAUCACUCUACCAGGAAGAGCUUGUUGACAAGUCUCCAGAAGAACAACCUUUAAGUACAGACAGCUUGUACCAGACUGCAGCUGUAGCAAAGGAAUUCCCACAUGAGGUAAAAUAUCUGAACUCAGUAUUCAAACCUUAGUAGGAUUUUGUUUACACUAAAUAUGGGUUGGUAGAAAUCUUAAUCAGAUAGAAAACAUUUUUGUGAAAACAUCUUUGGCUAGGCAAUUAAAUAUUUUAUAAUGUUUAAAUUUGUAACAAAAUCUAUUAACAAAUGUAUUCUAUUCCUAUGUCAUUCAAUGAAUGUUUCUAACAUUGAUGCCAGGUGUUAAUGGAAGUGCCUGAGAAAGGCAGUGUUGUUACCUGGGACUUUGACAUUCUCAAAGGGGAUGUGACCUUCACAGUGUUUUUGUGCAGGAAACCAAUUUCCCAGCAGCCACACCACCAGCACCAUGUUAGUGGGACAGCAGGCAGUAUAGGAUCUGUGCAAUAUAUUGACAAGACUAUGGUUGUAGGACGUGAUGUCAGCAUUGUGGAGCCUCCUAAUAUAUGCAGGGAUGGAGAUAGUGUACAAGUAAGUCUUCACCGUGAUUAAUACAGUUUUUAAAAUUAGGCAGAUUAAACGUUUUGAAUGUGGUUAGAAUAAUAAAAUAUCAGACUGUGAUUGGAAAUGGAAAAUCUCAUUUUCCAAAUUUUUUUUUGAAAGGGAUCAGUAAUUUGACAUCAAUGUUUUUCCAUUUUAUUAUUUAAAAAAAAAAAAAAAAGAUGGUAAAUUCAAAAUCGAUUGUUGUUAACUUUAAUGCAAAUGUUAAAAAAUUAAAUGCCUUUAACACUGUAUGGACUGGUCACAUGAUUGUGUUGUAAAAUAAGGUGAACCAUAAGUUGAUAGUGGUGGCAAUGCGACAUUGGUUUCCCCUCAUGAUCACAAACUCAAAUUGACAUGAUGUUCUAAAUUUAUUUACACCAUCGACGGCUUUGUAUUUAUUAACCAGUCUAAUUACUACUGAUGAUCUAUCACAAGGGACAAUUUUGUAAAUGAAGAAUCUUGAACAGAGAUUGUAUCUAACAUUUAGAUAUUAUUUACUUGCUUAGAUGUUGAACUAAGCGGUCAUAGUUCAAUUACAUUCUUUCCCUUUGGUACUAAUUCAGCCACUCUGAAUAUUUGCCCAACAAAUUACAAAUCACUAAAGAUAAGCGGUUGAGCUACUCAAAUGAUAGUACAUCUUAGCCGUGAGCUCAAUGAUUAUACUGGUCAUAUUUUGCUAACAUUUAGCUCAAUGAUGACUUGUCACAUUCUCUUACUUUCACUCGUUCAGGGCUCUCAUGUAACAUCUCAGCCUGGCAACUACAUCCUCCAGUGGAAGUAUUUUGAUACCACCAAGCCUUCAUUUGACUUUCCCUUAACAUCUCACAAGUCAAGAGUUAUGUACCAUUCAGAGCUGCUACCAUCUGCGGCUUUCAGGUUUGCACAUACAGUAUUCGUUAAGUUAAAGAAAACAUCAGUUCAUUUGAUAGUUGAAAAAAUUAAGGAAUGUGUAAAAAUGGUCUGAUAACACAUUUAUUGCAACCAUUUAUCCCCAUCUCCUUAUAUAUCCUCAUAAGUAAAGUAAAGUACUGCCGAGGUGGGCUGAAUAUUUUGAGGGCAUACUAAAUGCAGACAAUGGACUAGAUGAAGAUUAUCAACCACCACAUGGAGGACCAGACCCUUUAAUAAACUCCCCAACUCUGGAAAAAACUACAGAAGUAAUCAAUUCUAUGAAGAACCACAUAGCCCAUGGAGAAGACCUCUUCACAGCAGAUCUUAUUAAACAUGUAGGAAGUGAACUACACGCUCAGAAUCAUAAACUUAUACCUAAAAUUUUGCAAGAAGAGAAACUACCAACAGGAUGGGACACAGCACUAAUUACCCCAAUACACAAGAAAGGUUCCAAACUUCAAUGCACAAACUACAGACGAAUCUCCCUAUUAAAUGUUACAUUAUUGACAAAUCUAAUUGCCAAAAGAUUACAAACAUACACUGAAAAAAUACUAGGUGACUACCAAUGUGGAUUCAGACAAAACAGAUCAAUGUCUGAGCGGAUUUUCACCAUCAGAUGCUUAUCAGAGAAGUGUUAAAAAUAUAAUAUCCCAGAACAUCAACUCUGUGGAUUAUAAAAUAGCCUAUGACAGCCAACCCCUUCAGCAUCUUGCAUAUGCUGAUGGCAUAGCACUGUUAGGGAAAAGUAGUAAAGACAUGUAAAAAGCCUUUAUUAAAUUAGAAGACACAACUCUACAAGCACGACUGGAAGUUAACAACUAAAAAACUAAAUAUAUGACCAUGCAAAGAGAAGAGCAGACAGAUGGAACCAUUAAAAUUUGAAAAAAAUAAAUCAAUUCAAAUACCUAGGAUCUUUAUUAAAUGAAAGAAAUGAAUUACUAACAGAAAUAAAAGAAAGAAUAUCGGCAUGAAACAGGGCAUACUUCAAAAUUCAGAAAAUACUCAAAAGUAAAAACAUUACAAGAAAAACAAGAAAACUAUUUAUAAAACUUCAAUCAGACCAUUUGUAACAUACACAAGUAAAACUUGGUCCCUAACAAAAACAGCAAGAAAACCUAUUAAACUUAAGGAGAGAAGAGUUCUCCAGAAAAUAUAUGGACCAAAAGAGGAUGAAUAUGGAUGGAGAAUAUGAACUAACCAAGAAUUGUAUAGUCUAAAUCAGGAUCCCACGCUAGUAGCAGAAAUUAAAAAAUAAAAGGGCAGGUUACGCUGGGCGGGACACUUAGUAAGAAUGCCAAAUGACAGAGGAGUAAAGAGAUGGACGAUGUGAAAAAAUAUCUACGGCAGCUGGGAAUCUAAGCAUGGAAAAGAAAAGCAUCAGUUAGGUCUGAGUGGAAGGAAGUGGAGAGGCAGGUUAAGCCCUGUUUGGGCUGUAGCACCACAGGGAUGGGAUGGAUGGAAAAAAAUGGCAAGAUAACACAUUUAUUGCACCCAUUCAUCCCCAUCUCCUUAUUUAUCUGGCUUCUCUAAUAAAGUAUUUGUUUUGUUAUUAUGAAAGAGAAAUGUAAUUAGAUUACAGAAUAGAUUUUAGCAUUGCUGGAAACUAAAUAAGACAAAUAAUAUGACAAUGAAAAUGACAGGAAUCACCUGAUGUCAUUUGGUUGGAUUUAAAUAAUUUAAUUGUGUACACUCACUCCCCUUGACAAUUGAGAAUGAAUUAUAAAAUUUUACUCUGUAGAUUUGUUUGCCAUUAAAAAAACUAAUUUCAGAAUUUCUGUGCAAAGAUUUCAGUGUUCUCAUUUCAUCAGUAGCCACUUCACAUGUUGUAAAACAAUUAUUGAAAAUCACCUUUUAAUCCUAUGCUUUAUUAAUUUCAGGGGAUCUAUGACGAGUUUGCAGUCAUGCCAGAGUGGUUUCUCCUCACUAUCAGCAGGCACAGCCAGUAUCCAAUCUAUUGCAGGCUCCUCAUGCCCAUCCAGGUGACCUGACAAUGUAACACACUAGUGCUGUAGGCUAAUAGUCCACUAACCUUUGACCUGUGUGAGACAUCAACAGUUGCUUGAAUUUCCCUAAGUUAUUUAACACCAAACCUCAAAGCCCCAUCAAAUUGAUCAUGAGAAGUUCAGUUUGAGUAACAUUUGAGUACACAAAAAAUUAUUUCAACUGAAUUUACUCUUUGCCUUUGUCAUAAUUUUUUUUGUUUCUUUGUAGUGUUUUUUUUAUGCCAGGUAAAUUAAUUAUGUAAAGAAAAAAUAUAUUAAUUUAAAAGUGUCUCACAAACUAAUGAAUUGUUUUGGAAAAAUACAUUCAAGGAGAUGAUUUUAAAAAGUUUUUUUUUUAAAUUCCCCUGGCAAGAUUAUGAAUUUGUGAUGGUGCAAUGAACCGUUAUGUUUAAGCUGUAUAAAAGAUGCAAAGUUUUAUAAAGCUUGAAUAAAGUAGGGCUGCUCUAUCCUUGUUAAAGUGUACCCUACUUUAUAAAACGUUAUCUUUGAUCCUCCGUUUUUUAACAUUGAAGUAUUCGCACCAUGACUUAGACAUAGGCAAAGAGUUCAGGACAUUAACUUCAACUGUUGAAAUCUUAAGCUUGGUUUAACACAAGUGCAUGCUAAUGCUUGUACGCUUGUAGAAACAUACUCGCAUGAUGUUAUUGUAUGAAUGUUGUAAAUAAUAAUAAAUUGGUUGGAUCCUGAAGUGUCUCUAUUAUUCUUUCUUAUAUUACUUCUCUGGUUUUGGUUCUAUCCUGGGGGAGAUAUUUAUAUUUGUUACGAGUAUCUUAAUUCUAUGCUGACAUGUAAUGUAAUUCUAUAUUGACAUGUAGUAUGACUCUAUAUUGACAAGUAAUGUGAUUCUAUACUGACAUAAUAAAAAGUAUUUCUUUGUCAAUGUUUCUAAGAAAAAAUUUUGUUUCUAAAUCCAUAGUCAAAGUGCAAUACCCUUUUUAAAUUGCAACCAUUUAAAAAAAAAAAAACAACCAUUAAAAAUAUUAGAAAAUGGUUUCUAAAAAAGGGAUUUUGAACAAAAUUCUUAAUUGUGGCUUAAAAAAUGUAUAGUGUAUUUUAUAAAAUAAAAAGGUAAGCAGUUUAGCAUCACACACAUAUUAAACAUAUUAAUAUGGUGGAUGCUCUCAUUCUAAAGCCUGUUUUUUUUUUCUUUCAUAAAUUUUUAAAACAUGACAUUAAAACUUCAUUUUAUUGCAAGAAGAAGAAAAAAAUAAUAAUAUUUAAGGUAAGUUAUUAAAUAUUAAUAUUUUAAAGCUUCUGGUAACAUAUUUGAAUAUUUUACAGUGUACAGUAAACUAGGACCUUUGCAAUCUAAAAUAAAAAUUAGUAACAAAUGCAUUAUUCAAUGUUCCCUGGAGAAAUUUAUAUAAACCUCUUAAGAUCUGCUCAUAAGCUACCACCCCAUUUGUUCCCCUGAAAAAGUUGUUUUUAAUAGGUGGCUUUAGAUGAGUAUAUAUGGUAAUCAUAACUGGAUUUAAAAUGUCAAGAAUGGCUCCAAAGGAUAGAUUGUAUUUAAACUUUAGUUUAAGUCUAUUUUUAUUAAAGUUUGUUUAAAUACAUUUUGUACGCUAAAAACAAACAAAAGACUUUUCCGUACUAGAUCCUAUGUUAAUUAUGUUAAAUAAAUUAAUGCAUAUGUGCCAUUAAACAAAGCUACAUACAUUUGUAUAGAAAUUUUUAAAUAUAAACUGUCUUCUUUGAUAUUAAGCUAUAAGCUGGUAGGAGAUGGGGACUUCCUUAUUGGGUUAGACCUCCUCCUGGGGGGUGAGACUCGAUUUUAAUAAAAUCUAUCUAUGUAUUAAUUUAAAGCAAUUUGUUGCAUCAAAGCAAGAUAGAUUUAUUUAUUGCUAUAAUAUAACGUUUCACUUAUUUUAAAUCAAAUGUAAACCAUUUUUUUUUUAUCUGAAAAUUUAGGACUUUUUAAACUUUCAUAUACUUGAAUGCUGUCAUAUAAUAUUAAUCAUCUGGUCAAAUUUCACUUCCUUUUUUAUCUUUUCAUUUUUUUGUUUUGUGUCAUUUACUUUUGUGUUUUCACUUGCCCCUCAGUGAUAGAUUGUUAUCAAAUGUGUUUGAAAACAUAUGAAAAGACAAAAAAGGUCUAGAAGAAGGGUGGGGCUUCAUUGAAUACCAAACAAACUAAUACAUUUUUCUGCUAAAUCAAAGUUGUCUUCAGCAUAAAAAACUUAUGAUUUUUUUUCUAUGCUUUUAAUUUCAAGGACAUGUUUUUUAAAUAGCCCAAAUCAUGAAUUGACAAUAGAAAAAAAGACAUCAUUUAUACACUCACAUUUAUUUUUUAAUAAAUUUUGUAUAUUAAAUUGAAAUUUAUAAAUGAUUAAGAUGUAGAAUCUUAAUUUUUAAAAAAGAAAGACAUCCGUGUAUAAACAGAUAAUUUUAAAAAGUUUGAGACUGCAUAGUAUGCAGUGAUUUUAUAUUAUAACAAUUAGUUGUCAUUGUUUCAUUGUAAGUGUUCAGUGGAUGUGAGAUCAAUCACUUUCCAUAGUAUUUUUUUUCAGUGGAUGUAGUGUCAAUCACUUCGCUGUAUCUGUUAGUUAGUGAAUGUGCGGUCAAUCACUUCCUUGUGCCUGUCAAAGGAUGUGCUAUCAAAUCAUUUUCUUGUAUCUGUUCAGUGGCUGUGCUGUCACUUCAUAGUAUCUGUCCAAUGGAUGUGCUAUCACUUCAUAGUAUCUGUCUUAUGGAUGUGCUGUCAAUCACUUCAUAAUAUCUGUCCAGCAGUUGUGCUGUCUCUCAAGCAGUUUUCUAUAUCCAGUUUUUGUCCUUCAAUAAUUUCAAUCCCUUUUCUUUACCUAUACACCAUAUAUAUAUAUAUAAGCAUCGGGACAUAAGUUUUAAAAUUAUAUACAUUAUCCUUGUGACUAAUAUGAAAAUAUAUUUAGAUUUCUGUUACACAGUGACACUGAAUUGUCACCUAUUUAAUGAUGCACUUGCUUAUCCAACUGUUUAAAAUGUAUUUGAUGCAGAUCUGAUCACAGGAUUAUCUUUCUUCUCUGCUUGUUUUAAUAUUCUUGAGUAGACAACUGCAUACUCGUUAUGAUAAAAGGGGAAUGUUAUUGAAAGAUUUCUUUUGAAAUAAAUAAAUGUUUAUCGAACACACAGUCUUAUCUUUUUGUCUUAUUUGGGUGGUGUUGUAUAAUAUAUAUUCAUUGUGUUGAUGGUGUUCGUAGGAGAUAAUUUUUUAUCGAUUGUUUAUAAAAGCUUAACCUUUGUAUAAGAAAUAAACUUGAUCUAAUUUGUUCUUAGUUGUUUUUUUCUUAAAAGGGUUUAUACUUACCGGGUUGCACUGCUUUUUUCUUAUUGAAUCCUCUUGGGAAAAAAAAUGUAAUUUUUUUAAUAUAAAUUCACAAUAUGUUUAUAGCUUCUUAUUUAUUUCAAGUUUAAAGUUCUUUUUUUAAAGUUUUUUAAAAAUAUAUUUUUAUAAUACUAUUUCUUUAAUUCAUUAAAUUCAUAAUCUUAAAGUCAUUGAAAGAAAGAUUUAGGUUUUCAUUGAAGUUAGGUAACCGGAAAAUAUACAGUGUUUAGCGAACGUUAGAACUAGUUUGAGAAUCAUGAAAAAAGACCUGAACCCACCUGACUUGAAGGCAGUAGUUGUCUUAAUCCAUAAAAAAACAAAAAACAAGGAGUGUAUGUAUAGGAAAUAAUGAGUAAAUUUUCAAAGACUACUUUCUCAAAAUUUAAUUAAAAUAACUAUGCUUAGUGUAAAUGUUUCUGUUCCUCAUUUCAGUUGUCUCAUAUAUAAGUACACAAAACGGUCACUAAAAAUAAAAGCUACAUUUUAUUUGAACUAUUAAUCGCCUUUUGUGUGACUGACCAUCUAUACAAAGAAGGGGAUUUAAAUUUAUUUUGUUUAUUUUUCUAUCUCUAAAAGUUAAAAAAUCCUAUACCUGUAAUAUUGUCAGCUCCAUAAACUUGUGCUUAUAUUAGAUAUUAAUCAACUUUAAAAAACAACAGUGGUGUGUAUAAUUAUCUCAUGAGUAGGGAGACACAAAUAUCUGCCAAAAUAAUUUUAUUUAUACUUUAAUUUUAUUUUUCCAAAUUAUAAUGCCAAAAUUUGUGAAACAAUAAUCUGUUCAAAUGUAUAUUGCCAAAAGUUAAUGGCUUCAAUAAGAAAUACAUUUCGCUAAAUAUUUUUUAAGAUGGAUCGUGCUUCAUAUUUACUUUAAGUUUUCUACUAUAAAUUUUAAUUAAACUUUCAUUUAAGAAAUAUAAAAUUCCAUAGGUUAUGAAUUUUAUUAUCCCAAUAAAUAUUAUUUUUAAAUAAAUAUCAGUAAAAAAAUCUGUGUUCUUGACACUUUAAUUUUAAUAACAUCUUGAUAAAAAUAUCAUAUUUAAAAUAAUGUUUAAAACACCACCAUUUCUAACUCAUGCUUUCAUUUUUCAAAAUUAUUUUUGUAGAUCUCUGAAGGUUCCACCAAGAUGACCCAGCUCAGAUGAUAAUUCUACUCUCAACACAAGUGAUAGUUAAUUUAUAAGUGAACAAUGUGUUCUUUUAAUUUAAAAACUUCCAACAUGGAAAAAGUUGAGAGGCAAUAUUUUAGAAGUGAAUUAUUCUUGAUAAUUCAUCUAGAUUAGUUUACUGCAAUGCAAUUAAAUAUACCCUAUUUGAAUUAAGCAUUUAACUGAAUAAACAGUCUUAGUGACACUUAGUCUUUUGGUAAAAUAACAUAAUUUGUAUUAAAAAGUGAAUCUGAUGUAAACCUCUUCACAAGCUAAAUGGAUUUUCCUAAACUUAAUAUCUUUUUAAAAAAAGAGUUGAAUAAUUUUUAAAUAUCUUUUAUUACAAUAUGAGCUAAAAUUUUGAUAAAAAUCUAUUGAAAUUUUGCUAAUGCAACCUAAUAUGCAAAAAUCUCAGUUCAUUUUUGCCUAGAUUUUUUUAGAGCAAACAACAAUGAUAAUUAAUUAAAUAACUUAAUUUAAUGGAAAGAUUAUUUAAGAACUAAACAACAAAUGUACAUGGCAGCACUUGUUAGAUGGCUUUUUUGAUUCACUGGCUUAACUGUGGCAUAUGCUGUAGAAAGUUAACAUCCUCAUGCAGAAAAUAUAUAUGAUGUUAUAAACUUUCUAACAUACCGUAAAUGGUAAAACUUUCAUGAAAUGUUAUAAUCAUACA